AUGUUGCUGAGGCAGGAGAAGUUCUUGGAAAGGGAGAGGAACUCGCCCCUGUUCAACAGGUGUGGGCUGAAGAGAGAUACAGAUGUGCUGAUGCUGCUCCCGAAAUUUAGACACAUACUGAGACUAGUGAGGUUGAACAAAAGUAGGAUCGACAACGGAACAAACGGAACCACAACAGUAAACAGAGGCGUGUCGAUCACUUCGACAUCGACGGAGGCGCAGUUGGCAGCGUUAAAGAAGUCGGACACGAACACGACGACGGACACGACGACAGUAGGGAAGGAGACGAAGCUGGAGGACCUGGCGGAUGCCCUGGGGAAGCUGAAGGUGGAGUCGAAGGGAGAGUCGAGCACGGAGACGGUCGAAAUGAGGAGAAUUUUCCGCCUCGACGCAGAACGCACGUUCCUGCACCAGGCGCACAGGGACAUCUUCUUCGAGAACCUGUGCCACGUGUACGAUAAGCUGGGCGACUACCACCAGGGCGAGGGCUUCGUAAUAGCGCUCCUCUCAAUCUACAUGAAGGACGACGAGAUCGCGGAGGUCAUGGACUACCUCAACACCCACGUGCUCACGGGCUACUUCUCGAGUAAGCCUAGGGCGUACGUGCGCGACGCGAAGGUGCUGAUGAAGCUGCUGAACGAAGUUGCUCCGAAGCUGCACGAUAAGCUGGACUCGCUGAUAGUGCCCGAGGCCUUUGUCUCAAAGUGGUUCAUUGGGCUCUUCAUUCACGUCUUCGACUUUGAGACUGUGCUGGACUGCAUGGACAGCCUGGUUGUGAGAGGCCAGCUCUUCCUGUUCAAGCUCGGCCUCUCUUUCAUCCGCCACCACGAGGCGGAGCUCCUGGGGACGAACGACGUGUCGUACGCGCUGCAGCUGCUGAGGCUGGACGACGCCGUGAUCCCCAAGGACGACGUCGAGAGGUCUGAGAUAUACAGGGCGAUCCUGGGCGGCGCCUCCCAGCAGGACGUCGACAUGGCAAGGGUCGAGAGGCUCAGAGUGGAGGUCGAGGAGGAGAUGGCCCGGGAGGAGGAGCGCAGGAAGAAGUUCGAAUACGACGACUAUGACGAUGAGAUCGUCUUCAGCGAUGAAGAGUAG
Messenger RNA from Theileria orientalis strain Shintoku, 1095 nucleotides. RefSeq lists its product as uncharacterized. Lineage: Eukaryota; Apicomplexa; Aconoidasida; Piroplasmida; Theileriidae. The transcript is spliced from 2 exons. The coding region runs from base 1 to 1095 and encodes 364 amino acids. The record is from RefSeq and is a predicted model, not a curated record.